Molecule: messenger RNA, 2228 nt
Organism: Cotesia glomerata
Lineage: Eukaryota; Metazoa; Arthropoda; Insecta; Hymenoptera; Braconidae
Product: glutamic acid-rich protein-like
Exons: 10
Coding region: 208-2148 (646 amino acids)
Source: RefSeq, a predicted model, not a curated record
AAUUUGGAAUAGGUUGCACUGCUUUACACAUAGUUCUUCAGCAUGUUGAGCAGUCGUAAAAUCAAAUUUCUUCUUGAAAUUUUCUGUGUGUUUUUAUAAUUAAAUAAAUUAUUAAAGUUGUAAUUUUUAUUUUAAGCACAGAGAUUUUAUUAUUACCUUUAGUUAAUUAAUAACUUAUUUUUUACUUUACAAAUCAAUUAUUUAAUAAUGUCUGGUGAUGUUCAACCAAGAAAACGUAAAGAGAAAAGACGUAAAAGAGUUGACAGCGAGUACCAUAUACAAAGGAUACAAAUUCUCGUUGACUCAGAAUCUGGAACUCCGCCACCGCAAUUAGUUAAUCCAGCUGAACAUGCGAUGGAUAACGUUACGAUACAUGUCUAUAAAGAAGGAACAACAGGAGGUCAUUGGUGUGCAAAAAUUAUAUUUUUUACCUUAUUUACAGCACUAAUUGGUCUGCUUGGUGUAAUUAUUUUAGAGCACCGAGGUACAACUGAUGUGGAUACAACACUAUCUAGUUCGAAAUGGGCUACGAUUUUUGAAGGUUGGGUAGAUGAUAUUCUUCCGAGUCAUGAUGAUGAAAAACAUCACGAAGAAAGUAGUAAAGAAGACGAUGAACAUGAUGAAGAUGAACAUGGUGAAGAUGAUGAAGAAGAGCAUGAUGAUGAUGAAGAACAUGAUAAAGAAAGUCACGAAGAAGAUCCUGAUGAUGAUGAAGAUGAAGGGAUUGGGUCUGAAGAUGUAGAAAAUGAUGAAGAAGAAGAAGAAGAAGAAGAAGAAGAAGAGGAAGAGGAAGAAGAAGAAGAAGAAGAAGAAGAAGAAGAAGAAGACGAAGAAGUAGAUGAUGAUGAAGAAAAAGAAGAAGAAGAAGAGGAGGAGGAUGAUGAUGAAAUUGAUGAAUUGGAAGCAAUAAAUAUUCAAGAUGAUGAUGAAGAAGAAAAUUCUGAAGAUAUUGAAGAUGAUGAAGACGAGGAUGAAGAAGAAGAAGAAGAAGACGACAAUGAUGAUAAUGAAGAAGAUGAAUCAAAAGCUGAAAAUGAUGAAGAUGAAGGUUUUGAAGAUGACGACAAUGGUGUUUAUGAGAAUCUUGAUGAAGCUGAUGACAAUGAAUCUGCAGAGGGAAAUGAUGAAGAUGAUAAUGAUGGUGAUGAUGAUGAAAAGACAUCAAAACCUGAAGUAAAAUAUAGUAAAAAGAAUACACGACAGCCUUCCAAGAAGGAUGAAGACAGUUAUGAAUUCACAGGAAUGCCUGGAAUUGAUGAUGGAGGCGCCUUCGAAAAAAUGGAAAAAGUAGAAGGUAUUGAGGUUCCCACGGAUAAAAAUGAGGUAGUAGAUGAAACGAAUGUGCCACUGAAAUUUGGAGUUGGUGUUGCUCUUGUCGUUGCCGCUCAUAUUGUACUUAUUAGAAGGUGGAAAAAUGUUGACGCUCUCAAUUCGGAAGAAACUACUGAUAUAAAGAGAAGAAAUACUACUGUACCGCCUACUAGUUCAAAAAAAUUUACACAAGAUUCCAGUCAGCUACACCGACAAACAAAAACUUAUCAAGAUGUAAAAUCUAAAUACAGAAAUUUGCAAGAAGAUAUUAAAAGGGUUAACAAACCAUUAAGUUCGAAAGACGAAGAGACAAAUUUAUUAAGAGCAACAAAAGAACAGGAAAUUCACACAUCUGAAAGUGAACGACAUUCGGGUACUGAACUCGAGUCAGAUUAUAUGGAUGAUGACUUAGAGCCUGAAGAAGACUUGGAAGAUGAAGAAGAUUUAGAGGAUGAGGAAGAAGUUGAAGAGGUCGAUGACAGAGAUUUGGUUGCUAAAUUAGAAGCUAAGUAUGGUAAGCUUCCAACACCGAGUCCGAGCGAAGAAGAAGAAGAAGAAGAAGAAGAAGAAGAAGAGGAUGAAGAAGAGGAAGAUGAAGAGGAGGAUGAAGAAAUUGAAGAUGAAGAUGAAGCAGAUUGGAAACCAGGUAUAAAUGUUCCAAAGACACAAAAUCCCGCUAAUGAAGAUAAAAAUUUAAAAGAAAAAGAAUCAGCGAGAGGACGUCAAGUUAAUCCACCACUUCGAGGUGGUCGACAAGCUGUUGAUUCUGAAGACUAUGAAAAUGUUAAUGUUCAAGAUGAAAUUGAGCAUUGGUUAGCGAAGGAUUUGGAUAACUGAUGUUAUCAUAAUAUUUUAUAAUAAAUUUUCAAGUAUUUAAAGAACUUCUAGAUUUAUAAAAAUACAUUUUUCUUAAAUAA